UUGACACUUUCUCUCUAUUCGAAAAGUUGGGGGCACGUUCUCCCAGGUUCCUGCGUCGCUAAGGAGGAGGGAAACAGCAAGAAAUAGAAACUUUUCUACCAAAUAUAUUCAUAGUUUUCCUUAGAGACACAUACGUAAAGUACUUUCAAGGAUUGGAGAUUUGCUAGUUUGCGCAUGCAGUUCGUGCCUGGCCGUACGGAGAUAGACAUGCCCUUGCACGAAACAUUGUCCGUACAGAGAUAGGCAUACCCUUGCACGAUCGAACGAUAGCUGCACUGAAGCACUAACGUUUACCUAGGACUUGCUGUUUUAAAAUCAAAAGUGCUGGUUGGAAACUUACAGAAAACAGAAAAAUGAGCUAUGCAAUGAAGUUGUGAAGAAUUAAUUGUGCCAGAAUCAUUUGUACUUUUUGGAUUUAUGCUCUAACUAAAGAAUGCUUCAGAAUUGAAAAUUAUAACAAAUUUGCUGAAAAUGCACGUUGCGGCUUGCCCAAAACAAUGGGCGUUGCGGUUGCGUAAAAGCUGUAGUCUUAUGUCCAAGCUCUUUUCCACAUGGUUCAAAAACUUCAAACGAGAGUGUCGAUUAUUUUGGCGAAAAAUUACAAGCCUAGCAAAGCUGGAGGCUGCACUGCCCCUUUUCAGAUUUAGAUGGCCCUGAAAUUCUGGCGGGGUUUUCUAAAAACGUCGAUACUUAACAGGGUGCCUGGAGGCAUUGCCAACAUAGUCCCCUAUCUAACUGGGGGUGCAAAAAGUGGCGCUAAAGAUACAUAGACUAAGGGAAAAUAGUGAUUGGAAAAGGAUUUCAGAAAUAUUUUUUAAGGAAGAUUAUGAUAAUUGUGUUCAGCUAAAGUUCGCAAAGCGCAAUGGUCACGAGACAAAUUGGAUAUUUUCUGGCUCUUUUGUUUUUAAUAUAAAAGAAACAAAUGAAUUCGGUAACAAAGUUUUUUAAGGCUAUGUAGGCUAUGUAGGUUAUGUAGGUAACAAUGGCAGGUUAUUUUCUUGACGCUUGAUUUGAAUAAAACAAUUCUCUGUUUACAAGGAAGUUUCCUCUGCUCUCAAAUUUCACAACGUUCUAAGUCCUCCUCUUUCGGUCCGCUGAAACCAUAUUUUUCCAAGAAUUGUAUGAAGCAGUUCGUUUAAAACACUAGUGAAAUUAAGUGGACUUUAGCAAGCUUGUUCAACAAACUUUAAAAAAAUGAGGAGCUGCUCUCAUGGUCGUCUGGAAAGUGCUCUCGAAAGAAACUCGUACAAAUUAAACGCGGUGAGUCAGUAACUUGCCUGGUAAAUCGGUAAAUCACUUCAUGGCUUAGGCCUAUUAUUGCUUGUGAGAUUUGAGUUGCGUUUGCAAUCUUAGUAUGGAACUUCGAACUCAGGUUUCCACUAGCCAGUUCGACGGUAAAGACGUGGUCUGGUACCCCGAUACGUAUAAUCUGGACGAAAUCGUAAACACAUUUAAGCUUCCUGUGCUUGUAAAAGUUGUGGACGGGUAUAUGAUAAAUGAAAUUGAAUGUCUCGAGAAUGGGACGAUAUUGAGUAUCCAUGGUGUCUGUAGUAUGGACAAGAUAAUUGCAACCGACUAUCGAGACACAGAACUCUACAUUCCCGUCAGUUGUGAAAAUACUGUUCGGCUGUCGGUGAAGGAUAACAGCACAUUCAAGUACGUGGCUGAUAUUUGCAAUGCAACUCCUGUUCUUCGAUAUGUCACAAACAUGCAUGAAUUUACACACCAGAAGCAGACAUAUCCCGAAGGCUCCGUGUUCUUGGUAAGAUCAGUUUCAAAAUGGAGUAAAGGCCUAAAUGUAACACAUUAUGGUCAGAAGGAACAGCGUUUAACAUUACCCUUCUCUAUUGUUGGAAACUUUAAAGAAGUACCAUCACCUUUAGAUGCAGUUACAAGUUACUUUAUAAAAGAUCUAGUCAAUAAUGAAUUUCCUAUAUUUGUUGAAUUUGAGUCGACUGAGGGUGGAAACACAACUUACGGCCCCCUAAUGGGCAAAGUAAAACUCAGAAAGCUUCUUACGUCAAACAUUGUAUAUGGAACAAAUUAUGAUGACGGGAAAAAGAAGCUCUUGACAUUUUCACGUAGCCUUGGUGUUCGGCUGCAAAUAGGCCGUGUUAUUGUAGAAGAUGACAGUAUGGGGGAGUACUCUACCAUAGCAGAGCCUGUGGAGGAGCCUAUUGAUGAAGAAGUACUACAAUACAUCCUGCACAUGAACCCAUACUAUGGUGACUACAACACUGCUGAUUACGCUGCUUUGAAAGCAACUGUGGAUGCUAUGAAGGGGGGAAAAACAGUCGAGUCAGACGCUAGAUCACAAGAAGAAAACAAUGUCUCGGACUGUAAAAAAGUGGACGCUCCUUCUGAAUGCCAGCUGGAGAAAAAUCUGCCAAAAGUGCCACCGCGGAUUCCCAAAAAACCAAGUAGUAUAAAAGUCGUUAAAAACGCUGGAAAAGGCCUUGCUGAUACAGGAUAUGGGAGCAUUACACAUAAGCAGGCAGUUGUUCAGAACAUGUACCAAGCCAUAGAUUCUAUGGUUCCCCCGGCUGUACCUCAGCGCUCCCCUCGUCUUAAUUGUGGAACAACAGAAGUAACGAGAGAGUUCCAAAGUCAAGAUGAACAUCCACCCAUGGGAACACAAGAGGGUAAUGAUGAAGAGGCAGUUUAUUCCCAUAUCGCUGAUGGUGACCAGGCCAUGAAUGCCAAACCUGCACUUUCUCGGAGAACUUCCACCCGAAGCAACUCUUCAACUGAUAGCUGGCAAGAAAAAGCGCUUGCUUUCAGCUUACCAUUGAAUACAGCAGCGAAAUUCUGUUACGGAGACGAGGCGGGGGGCACUAUAGAUAAAAACAGGCCUUUGCUUCCUCUUCCCUCUGAAAGGCAAGGAGGUUCAAGCCAGGACGAGGGGACAAACACUGAUCAAUAUAAUGCAGUUGAAGAGCUCUCUGAAUCUCAAACAAACUCACCGCGAAGGAGCCAGAUCAACUCUGAUUCGUGUGAUGUAAAGAGCACCCGUGCUGCAAGGCGAAAAAACAUGUACGAAGAUAUUGUCUUUCAUGUAGAGACAGAGCCGAAUAUCGAAGAAUCUGCUUUCGGUAGAAAAGAAACAGUCGAAGUGCCAUCUGCGGGUGUUUCCAGGUGCAAUGUGCCUGAAUUUUUAAAUGUCGGAGAAGAACAAAAAGUAGAGAAGAAGAUCAAAGAAGUUCAAGGCCUUUCAGAAGAGCACAAAAAAAUGGAAGUUAAUAAAGAUGAAAAGAAUGAGACUCUCGAUAUCGAGACACGCGAUUCUCAUCACUUGGAAGCCAGUAAAAAAUUUGACGUGAUAAGCAGUGAGGUAUUGGAAAAAAGUGUAAUUGGAAUCUGUGAGAUUCUCGAGAAGCUGUGCCUUGCUGAGUUCAAAGAGCUAUUCAUUGAUACACAAAUUGACGGAGAACUUCUUGGUGACAUUAACGAGGCAGACCUCGUUUCAGAUGUUGAAAUGAGCCUAUUUCAAGCACGCAAACUCUAUUUAUAUAUACGAGGCUGGCAGCUCGAUGAGGAGGUUAUGUCAUUUAAUGCAGAUGAGUCACAAAGUGACGGUGAAAUGGCACAUGAAGAUCCAGAAAAAUGGACUGUGAAGGAUGUCUUCGAGAGAAUGAAGUCGUUGAAGUUAAGCUCUUUUGCUGAAUUUUGUAGCGAACAACAAGUCAAUGGGACAUUGCUUACAAAGAUUCUUGACGAAGAAAUGCUAGAAAGUGUACGGAAAGAUCAUGGACUCACUGCUAUUGGUGCGGGCAAACAUUUCAUUGACUUGAUUGCAUGUGACAAGACCACUCUAAGCAUGGAGACUGUACAAAAAGUGGAUGGGAAAUCAAUCAGAUGGGGUGCUGAAUCGGAGAGCCUCAGUUGUGUUAUUACACGAAGCAUUUUGCCUAUUAUUGUGAAGAUCACAGAGGGGCUUAUGUUCGAUGAAGACGAGGGUUUGGAUGCGGACCAAGUCUUGAAAAUAUGUAGCGUGGAACAGAAAAUACGCUGCAUUAAAACCUUCGAUCAAGAGGGCCAGGGGUUGGAAAUUCCGUCGUGGGACAAAAUCAAGGUGAAGUUGACGACCACCCCUGACGAGAUAUAUCGUACCGUGAGAGAUCUUUAUGCUGCCGAGCGUUUACCGCGUUUCAUCGAAAAUCAAAGGGAUUUUACAAUGUACAGUCAAAAAUUCAAUGCUGGGACUGUAUUUCAAGUUAUAAAAUUCAAUGACGACCAGAAUUUGUCAGUUAUCGUAAUUGGGAGCAGAAAAUUGCGCAUCUUAUUGCUUGCAUCAGUUCGUGGAGAUUUCAAAGCAACUGUGAAUCCUGAGGAGAAAGACACGGAAUUCUUUCUCAGGGAUUUAAGGGACAAGCAACUUCCGAUAUGGGUAGAACUUUUACCUCUUGACAACGAAGAAGAGGAUUUGAAUUUUGAAUCAAACAGGAUAGCUUGUAUUGAAAAGAUGCAUGUUGAAGACAUUGUUCAUGCUUUUAAUUACAUUGGCGAAGAAAAAUACCAAUGGGUCGAGAAAGAAGAACCUGUGUAUGUAACAAUGACUAGUCCAAAACAUGGGCCUGAUCUUCAGACAGAAAGUACGGAAGACCUGAAUUGUGGUGACAGUGGUGGGAAGAUUUCAUCGCCUGUAUUUGAUUGGGGCAAAAAGUGGCAUCAGAUAGUGCAUGCCUCAUCUCCAAACCCAUACAAAUUGGAGCCAUCAUCGCUGCUUCGAAGCAAACAAAUCAUUGAUAGAGAUAAAGAUGAGCACGUGUAUGAUACGCCAAGAUUCAAUGUUCCUGCAAACCCAGACAAAAAUACCUUAUCCGUACAUCUGGCAGAUUAUGAAACUAUUAACAGUAAAGAUUGUACAACUAAAGCCUUGCGUCCUGCAUCCUUAGGCCGGAUACCUACAACCACCUUCAGCGAGGGAAGUUGCUUAUUUGAAAAUUCCACAAUCUCUCCUAUACAGUCACCAGUCUGUGAAACCACAAAAGUGGACCCAGCAAUUCGCAACUCAAGUAUAGAGGAUGUAAGCAGAAUUUUGAAUCGUCUUCAUUUAGAGAAAUUUGCAGAUGCAUUUAGAAACGAACAGAUCAACGGGCAACUUCUCCUCCACAUAAGCGAAGCAGACAUGGUUACAGACCUCAAUUUGACCCGGUUCCAAGCAAGGAAACUGCGACAGUAUCUUAUUGGUUGGAAACCUGACGUAGAAGUAUCAACACAAAAAACCCCAACAGACGUUAAUGCCAACCAUAUUGGAGAUUUUCCUUCAAAAUGGACAGAAGAAGAGGUCACCGAAAGAUUGCAAGCCAUAAAAUUGUACUCUUUGGGAGAGUUCUGCAGAGAAAACCAAGUCAAUGGAGCAUUGCUAAUGAAAAUGAUCGACAGCGAGAUACUGGACAGUUUACGAUCAGACCAUGGCGUAACACUUACUGGCUUUCAAGAAAAAAAACUGUACGCAUAUGUCAAAGAGGACUGGCGACCAGACAUGCAAAUAUGACGUCAAGCAUUCCAUUAAAAAUGCAGUCAGUGCGACACAAGCAAUGGCUAUAUCAGUAAUUUGACUGUUUAGUCAAGAAAAUAUUGAGCAUAGCAUAAUUCAAAUUCAAUUGAGUAACUACAAGUGGAAAUCAUAAAAACCAUUGCAUUUUCUAAGGGACUCUACCUAAGGGAUCAAUACUUUUUCUUUUAACAGAGGAAAACAAAGCAACAUCACCAGAGCUGGAGGGGUUUUUAUUCCUAGUUAGUGCCGCAUUGUGGUAUCGUCGUAUAACUUUUAGUGUACCACAAGGUUCUGUACUGAGUCCAUUACUUUUUCUUAUUUGCAUUAAUGAUCUUAAAUAUCGAUCUAUUUGUAAAAUUUGUGCCAUUCUAAUGAUCGUGUCUUUUUAAAUCUCUUUUGAAAAACACAUCUAAAAUAUGCCGACUAAAAAAAAGGCGGAAAAAUUACGGCUAUCCCCAGUACUAGCAGAAACUAAAACCUGAUAGGGGUUGCAAAUGCACCAAGUGCAUUUGGUACAGUCCUCAAACAGAUUUACCUUGAGCAUAAGUUAAAUAACCCCCUUUGUUACAAAACAAGCCCUAUUUUUUGGCUUCCAGUGUUUAUCAUUUCCAUACAUCAAUCAGAUCUCCUCGAUUGCAGUACGAUUGUCAAUUUUUGAGUCUGAUGGGGCUUCGUCAUUUGUUCCAAACGUAACAUUACAUUUGGUAAGCGGCUACCGAUUGUUGGCCAACUCUACAUUGGAGACAAUUCAUGCAAUAAA
Molecule: messenger RNA, 6260 nt
Organism: Rhopilema esculentum
Lineage: Eukaryota; Metazoa; Cnidaria; Scyphozoa; Rhizostomeae; Rhizostomatidae
Source: RefSeq, a predicted model, not a curated record